Molecule: messenger RNA, 3133 nt
Organism: Anopheles aquasalis
Lineage: Eukaryota; Metazoa; Arthropoda; Insecta; Diptera; Culicidae
Gene: Su(var)3-3
Product: lysine-specific histone demethylase Su(var)3-3
Biological process (GO): regulation of DNA-templated transcription; chromatin remodeling
Cellular component (GO): nucleus
Molecular function (GO): chromatin binding; oxidoreductase activity; flavin adenine dinucleotide binding
Source: RefSeq, a predicted model, not a curated record
UCCAGGACGGUGGCCGGAAAGAUUUCCCGUUUUUUGUGGCGUUUUGUGAUUGUUUCACUAGUGUAGUUCAACGACCGGGAGUUUCCUGGAAGGUCUUAAUCCGCUUUCCGCUGGGACAACGCCCGUUAGAGCCGUCCAUCCAGCCGAGGCCCAGAAAAGCGAUGUAGGCCAAAGCGGUCAGGAAGGACACCGUAAAAAUGAAUGGUUCCUCCACAAUGACGACAACGAUAAGCGGUAGUUCGGGGACGCAGCAGCAGCGCGGUGAGGGGGACACGGCCACCGUCGAAACGGUGACGAUCAUCAGCGACGAAUCGGAUUGCGAGAUAAACACACCGGACGUGAGCGCGAAACGGCGCGCCAUCUCCGAAUCCGAUGAAGGCCGUCGUACCAGCCGGCGCAAGAAAACGAAGGUGGAGUACGGGGACAAUGGAGCGAAAGCGGUACGCCCAGAUAGUGUCUGUGAAGGUGCCGAUGGCCAACAAACGGGUACACCCUCGACGGACAAGGACCGAAAAGGGACACCACCAAAGCCGCAUCUACAGGACGCGUCCACACCCCAGCCCAAAAUGAAGCGUCGUGAUGCGUCUGACGAUAAACCCUCGGGGACCGGUGGUGGUGCAGCUGGUGGUGCCGACACAGACCCAAAUCGGUACAAAGAACUCAUGACCGGGCUGGAAGGUGCCGCUUUCCAAUCUCGACUACCCGUGGACAAAAUGACGGCCUCGGAAGCGGUCUGCUUCCCGGAGAUAAUGCAACACGGGCUUGUGACGGUCCGGGUGUUCCUGAACGUACGGAACCGUAUCCUGCAGAUGUGGAUCGAGGACCCCACGGUCCAGCUGACGGUGGAGAACACACUGACCAAGAUGGAACCACCGUUCGACAGUGAUCCGGCCCUCGUCCGUAAGGUGCACGCUUUCCUCGAGCGCCAUGGGUUCAUCAACUUUGGCAUUUUCAAGCGAUUGAAACCGCUGCCGACGAAAAAGUUCGCCAAGGUGAUCGUGAUCGGUGCUGGCAUCUCAGGGCUUUCGGCCGCGCAACAGCUGCAGCAGCUCGGUUUCGAUGUGAUCGUCCUGGAGGCACGGGAUCGCGUCGGUGGACGUAUAGCGACGUUCCGCAAGAACGCCUAUACGGCCGAUCUGGGUGCCAUGGUAGUGACCGGUAUCUGGGGCAAUCCGAUCACCAUUCUCAGCAAGCAGACGGGCAUGGAGAUGUGCCCGAUCAAGCCAACCUGUCCCCUGUACGGAGCGGGGGGAAAACCCGUCCCCAAGCACAAAGAUGAUAUGGUAGAGCGCGAGUUUAACCGGUUGCUCGAAGCGACCAGCUACCUUUCGCACCAGGUGGACAUUAACUACGCCGGCAAUCAUCCGGUUUCACUUGGCCAAGCCCUCGAGUGGGUCAUCAAGCUGCAGGAGAAACACGUGAAGGAGCAACAGGUGAAGCACUUGGGCAGCAUUAUCGCCGAGCAGCGCAAACUGAUCGAGAAUGAAAAGCGACUGAAGGAAGCGUUUGCCAGGAUACGGGAACUGAAAGCAAAAGCGCAAGAACUCAUAGACACAAAGCCACCCAAGGUGACCCCGACGACGCUGAAUGAAGUGGUGGCGGGUGGGGCGAUCGAUGCAACCGCGGCCAAGUAUUUCGAUCACGAGUUUCAGCUACGAGUGACGGUACGGGAGGAGCAGCAUGCCUGGAAGGAGGUAGAACGAUUGCAGGCCAAUCAGGCGGAGAUUGAGGCGAAAAUUAAGGAGCUCGAAAACGAGCAAGUCUCCGAGGUGUACCUAUCGUCCAAGGACCGCCAGAUCCUGGAUUGGCACUUUGCAAACUUGGAGUUUGCGAACGCGACACCGUUGAGCAAUCUGUCGCUGAAACACUGGGAUCAGGACGAUGAUUUCGAGUUCAUCGGAAGCCAUACGACGGUGAAGAACGGUUACUCGUGUGUACCGCUCGCGUUGACCGAGAAUCUGGACGUGCGGGUUAACACGGCCGUCACCUGCAUCCGCUACCGACCGGGCGGUGUCGAGGUGACGGCGGAUCUCAAAUCCAACAACUCAUCCGUUUGCUACAAAGCCGAUCUCGUGCUCUGUACGCUGACGCUCGGUGUGCUAAAGGUGGCCAUAGCCGAAGAAUCGCGACAACUCAAUACGGUCCGGUUCGAUCCACCGCUACCGGAGUGGAAACAGUCCGCAAUCCGUCGGCUCGGGUUCGGCAAUCUCAACAAGGUCGUACUGUGCUUCGAGCGGAUCUUCUGGGACGCCAACACGAAUCUCUUCGGGCACGUUGGCAGUACGACCGCGAGCCGUGGGGAGCUGUUUCUGUUCUGGAACAUCUCGCAAUCGCCCGUCCUGCUCGCACUAGUCGCUGGUCAAUCGGCGGCCAUCAUGGAGAACGUGUCGGAUGAUGUGAUCGUUGGACGGUGCAUCGCGGUGCUGAAGGGUAUCUUCGGGAAUUCGGCCGUACCGCAACCGAAGGAAACGGUCGUCACACGCUGGCGGGCCGAUCCGUGGGCACGCGGUUCGUACAGCUUCGUAUCGGUCGGGUCUUCCGGCAGUGAUUAUGAUCUCCUGGCCGCGCCCGUCACUCCGCCAGCACCACCACCAGAACCAAAACCAUCUACCAGCACUGCCACAAACAACACAACAGCUCCAAGCACUAGCGCUGGUAGUAGUAGCGCCGCCAGCAGCAGCAGCAGUAGUAAACCACAGCAACACCAUGACAACAGCAGCAGUAGCAGCAGCAGCAAUGGUCGCCGCCGUACUGGCGAGGGCGAUCCCAAAGCAGGCCCCGACGACGGUGAGGAAGGUGCUUUCGAUCCUAACCAACCGGUUGAGAUUCCGCGGUUGUUCUUCGCUGGCGAGCACACGAUCCGCAACUAUCCCGCCACCGUCCAUGGGGCACUGUUGAGCGGUUUGCGAGAGGCGGGCCGCAUCGCUGACUACUAUCUCGGUUUUCCUAGCGCGUACCCUGAAUCACCGAAGGAGGAUGCGAAGAAAUAAUGCCUUUUGGAGGAGCGAGCCCCCCCUCGGUCGUCUACUGAACGCACAAGCCCACACUUAGCAUGAGCAGGGGGAUCUUACUGCGCUCCUUUUCAUUCUCUACUCCAUGUUUUGUCCUUUGAACUACACUACACUUAGACACA